AUGUUCAUAAACCCCCUCUUCAACAGCCGUCAACCGUGUCUGCAUACAGCAGGAAGAACUAAUCUGUCCCUAGCUGCGCGUCUCAAAACACUUGAGAUAGGUAAUUUCAAGCAGCUGAAUUCCAUCCGGGUCCUAGUACUAGCCAUCUACUCCUGCACACUUGCCUUCAUCUUCACUGGCGGUCUUCUCAUCAACGCCUGGGACUUUACUACCGAAGACCGCCGAGGGUGCCCAUCCUGCAAGAAGAAAGAAGAGAUGGAUGCAAAAGGAGCGACCAUUGCCGAACCUACCAAAGAACCAGGACCAGCUCCUGUGAAAGGGCUGUCGCGCUGCCAUUGA
Messenger RNA from Letharia columbiana, 339 nucleotides. RefSeq lists its product as uncharacterized. NCBI's taxonomy places the organism in Eukaryota, Fungi, Ascomycota, Lecanoromycetes, Lecanorales, Parmeliaceae. The coding region runs from base 1 to 339 and encodes 112 amino acids. The transcript has a single exon. The record is from RefSeq and is a predicted model, not a curated record.